UCUUGCGAUAUAUAUUUUGUUUUUCUCAGUUUUCUUUUUUCUUUUUUUUUUCUUCCAUGACUUUCAUUUCUAAUUUGUUUUAUAUCUCUAAAGAAAAUCCCCAGAAGCCAAAAAAGAAGAAAGAGGAAGCCAACGGCACCACAGAAGGCAAGUCUGAGGCCAAGCCCAAAAAAACAAAGACCAAGAAGAAUGAAGAUGCGUCAGAUGAGGAAAGUCCAGCCAUUCAAAAUGGAAAGAAGGUGAAGAAAAAGAAAACAGAAAAGAGUAAAGAAGAACCAGAAAAAGAAAAGGAGAAAGACAAAGAGAAAGAGCCGAAAAAGAAAGCCAAAAGUGCUCCAAAAAAGAAGAAAGGUUCAGGCACAGACGAUGACGAUGACGAUGACGAUGAUGAGGACACCCCCAAAAAGAAAACAAAGAAAAAGACAACGAAGGACAGCUCUCCAUCUUCAAGUUCUGCCAAAGAGAAGAAAUCUAAAUCUAAAGAAGACAAAGAUUCUGAUGGAAAAGAAAAAAAGUCCAAGUCAAAGGAUAAAGAUAAGGAUAAGGAAAAGGAUAAGAAGAAGGAACCAGCCUCAAUGUUCCAAAUAAACGGAGAUAAGGACUCCAAAAGCAAGAAGAAAGCUGCCAAAUCAGACAGUGAUGAUAGUGAAGUAGAGACAAAGUCAGCCAAGUCAAAGAAGAAAUCCGCCGCCGGCUCAUCAUCCAUGUUCCAAGCAACAGGAGACAAGGACAAAGACAAAGACAAAGACAAAGACAAAAAGACGAAGAAGAAAGGAAAGGCAGAAGAGAGUGAUGAUUCUGACUCAGAAAAAGAGGAAAAAUCAAAGAAGAAAAAGGGCAAAGGGAAGAAGAAAAAGGAGAGAUCUCCAUCACCUGAGAUUGAGUUUGACAACUUGGAGAAGUUUGUGAUGGAUCCAGCUCCGCAGGGCACGACAAUCAAAUGCAGAGUGACUCGGGACCAGCGGGGGAUGGACAAGAGCCUCUAUCCUAUUUAUUACCUUCAUCUUGACAACGAAAAAAAGACAUUCCUGUUGGCUGGGAGGAAAAGAAAGAAAAGCGCAACGUCAAAUUAUCUCGUCUCAAUCGAUGCCACAGAUUUAUCGAGAGGAGGAGAAAAUUUUGUUGGAAAACUGAGGUCAAAUUUAAUGGGGACUAAGUUCACCGUCUUCGACAAUGCUCUAAAUCCAGAGAGAGCUCUUCCAGACAUGUCUAAUGCACGGCAGGAACUAGCAGGCAUCAUUUAUGAAACAAACGUGUUGGGGAUGAAAGGGCCCAGAAGGAUGACGGUCAUCAUCCCGGGAAUGGACAAGGACAAUGAUCGAGUACCCCUCCGACCAAGAAAUGAAUGUGACGGCUUGUUGAUAAGGCACCAGAAUAGAAGGAUGGAAAAUCUGAUCGAGCUUCACAACAAGACGCCUGUGUGGAACGAAGAAACAGCGUCUCAUGUGCUCAACUUCAACGGCAGGGUCACCCAGGCCUCCAUCAAGAACUUCCAGAUAGUCCAUAACAAAGACUUGGACUACAUCGUGAUGCAGUUCGGACGAAUAGCCGAUGACAUUUUCACGCUGGACUUCAAGUACCCGCUGUGUGCCGUACAGGCCUUUGCCAUCGCACUUUCGAGCUUUGACGGCAAAAUCGCCUGUGAAUAACAGAAAGAUCCCCAGUCGUCUAUUCAUACUGAAACCAGUGUGCAACACAUCCACACCCACAUCAGACCAACCCACGUCUUUGGACUCGCCUCCAUCGCUUUCUGCGAUAGGCACUGAUAACGAAUGAUGACAAUACCUGCUGCUGUGCUGUCACCUUUAUGGGUGUGUGAUUUCCCUCCGGGAGUUGAGACACAAAAUUGGUCUCAUGUUAUCAUCAGAUCUUGCACGGCAUGGCAACAGGAGAGUCUUGCUUUUUUGUCUUUGUAAUCAGUGGAAACGUUCACACUUUCUGUGAAUCACAGAAAGAAACACAAAACUUGGAUGGACUCCAGUCACUGGAGGGUUUUUUUAAUGAGAUGAUGGUACACCUCAAGGAUGAAGGUGUUGAAUAUUACUAACAUCAUUAAAGGAUGUUAAACUGUGUUAUGUUUUGGCUUUGUUGUGCUGUAUUUUAUUGUAAUGCUAUAAUGGGCUGUAUUUGAAAUAUCAAGAGGUCACCAGUGUCUUGUGUCGGAUGUGACUGUGACUGACGACACCAAAAAUGAAGUCAUGACAAGAAUGUUUAGUUUCUUUAAGGCAAAAUUUAAUUUGAAGAGAGUUUGUUGACAUAUCAACAAUCUGAACAAGUGGCACACUGUUACAAAAAACUGAUAGCUUUAAAAAUUAGAUUACUUUUAUUAUUAUUUCUAUUUUAACAGCUGUCUUACACAAUGGACUGUAUUUUAGUGACUUUGGAACAUGAGUUCCAGGUAUGCGGCAUUAUUACUGUAAAGUGACAUAGCAUUUUAGAAUAGGAGUGUCUGUAGUUCUUGGUAUUUAUAUUUAACCUGAAAUAUUUCAACAAAGUAUUCAAUCUAUUUAAGUUUUAUUACUCUGCAGAUUUCUCUGAUGAGUGGGUCUCAUUUGAGCUCCUGUAGAAUUUUCUAUUUGUGUGUUUUUUGGUUCCAGCAUUUUGUAAAAUUCAUUUAUUUUUCUGAACACUGCCUUUGUUUCAUUU
Molecule: messenger RNA, 2646 nt
Organism: Thunnus maccoyii (southern bluefin tuna)
Lineage: Eukaryota; Metazoa; Chordata; Actinopteri; Scombriformes; Scombridae
Product: tubby-related protein 1-like
Exons: 12
Coding region: 57-1649 (530 amino acids)
Biological process (GO): protein localization to cilium
Cellular component (GO): cilium
Molecular function (GO): actin filament binding
Source: RefSeq, a predicted model, not a curated record